UUUGCUUCAACACGCACGCACACGGUGAAGCCGUGAAGGUUUAUCGUCCUGUUGUCAAAUCAUGCGAAACAUAAAACCAGCAUACAAUUUUCAUGUCCAUUUCCCUAAAACGCAGCAGAAUCAUAUGAAACAGAGUAAAAAAAAGCUUCUUUUUUACCUCUCAACACCGCUUGAGCUGUCACUGCAACUUCAUCGUCGUUUAAUCACUUCUCCAGAAAAAUAAUUGAUCCAUUAAUGGAGUUUUGCACUUCAUUAGUUGUUAUUCUAGCAUCAGUUUCUGUGAUUGUGGCACAAGAUGUUGAAGAGUCAUAUCUUGUGAUUAAUGGGAGUUUACCGAUGGCUCAUACGGAUGCCAGUUAUAUUUGUGCUACUAUCGAUUGGUGGCCGGAUAAUAAGUGUGAUUACCACCAAUGUCCCUGGGGAUCUUCAUCUGCUUUGAAUCUGGACUUAUCUCAUCCAUUUCUAGCCAAAGCAGUUCAAGCUUUUAAACGUAUGAGAAUACGAGUCGGUGGUUCAUUACAAGACCAAGUAUUGUAUAAGGUUGGUAAUUACUCCGGACCUUGCCACCCGUUUACAAAAACGAAAGGGGGACUGUUUGGCUUCUCGAAAGGCUGUCUUCCCAUGAGUAGGUGGGAUGAACUAAAUCAGUUCUUCAACCAAACAAGAGCGCUUGUGACAUUUGGCUUGAAUGCACUCUAUGGGAGACAACAGGUUAAAAAGGGUGCUUGGGGUGGAGAUUGGAAUUCCAGUAAUGCCCGUGAUUUCAUAAAAUAUACAGUUUCCAAAGGGUAUAAGAUUGAUUCAUGGGAGUUCGGUAAUGAGUUAAGCGGUAAGGGGAUUGGUGCAAUGGUAGAUGCUGAUCAGUACGGGAGUGAUGUAAUUGAACUCAGGGGUAUAAUUGACGAUUUAUACAGGCGAUUCCGGCCAAAACCGUUACUUGUGGCACCGGGAGGAUUUUUUGAUAAACAAUGGUUUGCUACGCUUCUUCAGUCUUCUGGGUCAGAAAUUGUCAAUGUAUUGACACUCCAUUUGUAUAACCUAGGCCCAGGUGUUGAUCGAAAUUUGGUAAAAAAGAUUUUAGAUCCCCAUUUCUUGAGUCGGGCAUCAGUCACGUUUACUGGUCUUCAACAAACAAUUGACAUGGAUGGUCCGUGGGCAUCUGCUUGGAUCGGGGAAUCUGGUGGGGCCUACAACAGUGGUGGUCUUCAUGUUUCAGACACUUUUGUAAAUAGCUUCUGGUACUUGGAUCAGCUUGGAAUGGCAGCCAAGUAUCACACGAAAGUAUAUUGCCGACAAACGUUAAUUGGUGGAAAUUAUGGUCUCCUAAAUAGAACGACUUUCAUGCCUAACCCUGAUUACUACAGUGCACUUCUUUGGGACCAACUUAUGGGUACCGGAGUUCUUGCUGUUGAUAGAAAAAACAUUGCACCACAUUUGCGCACUUAUGCUCACUGUUCAAAAGGCAAACCAGGUAUAACUUUGCUUUUGAUCAACCUCAGCAACCGAACUCAUUUCACACUGAGUGUUCACAACAUCCUAAACAUAAAUCUACAUACAACUCAAUACAAAACCUUAAAAAAGAAGUCACCAUUUGUUCACGAUCUCAAGACAGCGGUUUCGUGGGUUGGAUCCAAAUCCACAGAUGAAAACUUGUCACGGGAGGAAUACCACUUAACGCCGCGACAUGGAAAUAUUCAAAGUAAAACAAUGCUUUUGAAUGGAGUUCCAUUAGAGCUAACCAGGAAUGGAGAUAUCCCAAGCUUAAAACCAACCAUGGUGAAAGUGGAUUCUCCAAUUUCCAUUGCUCCUUUGUCUAUCAAGUUUUUGCAGUUUCCAAACUUUGAUGCGCCGGGUUGUGAAUGAUGCAUCUUUGCGUGUACCUCGUGAAACUUGGCGGUGUUGCUUCUAUACGUAAAUCAGGAGUUUCAAGUGUAAAAAGAAUUUAAAGUAAAUGGGCAGCCAGCUUUAGUAUGAAUUAUUUUUUUUUUCAAACUAAUGUAGAUUGUAUCGUGUUAUGGAGAUAAAAUUUCCAUGUUUCAAAUCACUACUCAACUGCACCUCUGGAAAUUGUUACCUGUUAUAUAAACACUAGCGUCGUGAAGUUAUCCUUUAAA
This is a messenger RNA of Helianthus annuus (common sunflower), 2114 nucleotides long. RefSeq names its product heparanase-like protein 1. NCBI's taxonomy places the organism in Eukaryota, Viridiplantae, Streptophyta, Magnoliopsida, Asterales, Asteraceae. Bases 235 to 1863 code for a protein of 542 amino acids. Gene Ontology annotation, cellular component: plant-type cell wall; membrane. The transcript has 10 exons. Gene Ontology annotation, molecular function: beta-glucuronidase activity. The record is from RefSeq and is a predicted model, not a curated record.